This is a messenger RNA of Lottia gigantea (owl limpet), 2592 nucleotides long. RefSeq lists its product as hypothetical. Bases 1 to 2592 code for a protein of 863 amino acids. Gene Ontology annotation, cellular component: membrane; cytoplasm. Gene Ontology annotation, biological process: vesicle-mediated transport; intracellular protein transport; autophagy. The transcript is spliced from 22 exons. The record is from RefSeq and is a predicted model, not a curated record. NCBI's taxonomy places the organism in Eukaryota, Metazoa, Mollusca, Gastropoda, Lottiidae.
AUGAGUAUGAAGGCAUUUGAGUUGGUGCCAGCUAUCGAACGAGCUAAAUUGAUCGCGGACAAGAUUAAAACGCAGAUUGAGUGUCUGGAUGUCUGUGGUAAAAAUUUGUAUAUUGGAACAGCAGACUGUUUUGUAUUCCAUUAUUGUAUUGAAGAACGAAAUAUUGGAGGUAGAACUACCUUUUAUAGUGAAAAACAGGGACAGAAAUAUCUUGGCUUGAAAAAAGCGAUAGUCCAGAUAAAAGCUGCGUCAGCAUUGAACAGAAUUAUGGUUCUAUGUGAUAAUACUUUCACAUUACUCAAUAUGUUUGAUUUAGAGCCAGUUUAUUCAGGUGCCAAGAUUAAAGGAGUGAAUUAUUUUUGUUUGAAUGAAAAUCCUGCCAACCCAAAUCCAUUUAGUAUUGAGAUUUGUGUGGCUUUAAAAAAGAAACAGCUACAAGUUUUUACUAUUUUAGAAGAUAAAAUAAUUCACAAUAAAGAUUUAUCCAUCCCAGAACCAGCCACCAUUAUAGGAGUAGAUGAGAAACAUGUUUGUGCUGCGUUAACUACUCAAUAUUGUAUAAUAGAAAUAGACACUGGUAAUAUACAAGAUUUAUUCCCCUUUGAUACAGAAUACGUUAAUCCUGUUGUUAAAAAGGUCACCAAGGAUGAGUUUUUAUUAAGUGGCCCCAGUGCGUUGGGUAUGUUUGUAACAUCAGCAGGAAUUUCACAACGCCCCCCGAUGCAAUGGUCAGAUAACCUUGUCUCGGUCUCCUGUGUUCAUCCCUACAUAGUUGCUAUGAACGACGAAUUUAUUACCAUACACAGUAUUUUAGAUCAGCAACAGAAACAAGCCAUUCCCUUCCAGGGCGGUGUUUUUAUGAAUGAUUUUGAUGGCAAGUUAUUUAUAGCUUCCAGUAGAGAAAUUUAUUCUCUGGUUCCAGUUGCUUUUGAAAAACAGAUUCAAGCAUUACUAGCAGACAAAAGAGUCACAGAGGCGCUGGAACUGGCAGAAAAUGCUCACUCUACAGGCAUGACUAAAGACAAAUUCAUGAAGAUGUACAGAAGAAUCCAACAACAAGCAGGUUUUAUAGAAUUUACACAACAACAUUUUGAAGAAGCCAGAGAUUUAUUUAUAAAAGGGCAAGUUGAUGUGAGAGAGAUUAUUUGUUUAUAUCCUAAAAUGAUGCCAACAGGUUCAAAUUUCACCCGUUCCAGUCCGGCGCUUCAUGAGAUACCAGAUAUAACCGUACUUACCAAAAAUAACGAAACUUUGACGGCAGAAUAUAUAUAUUUUUUACAAAGUUAUUUAGAAGAAAUACGAAAUACUAAAUUAUCUAUAGGACUUAAACAGGAAAUAGACGUAGCAUUAUUAAAACUAUACGCUGAGAAUAAUUCACCAGAGUUGAUACCAUUAUUAAUCUCCGAGACAAGUUGUGAUCUAGCAGACUGUGUGGAGUGUCUGGAGAGAUACCAGCGCCACCACGCUCUAGCUUUACUACAUAAACAUCACUCAGAGAAUGACAGAGCACUAGCAAUCUGGUCUAAGUUAGUGAAUGGUGAAUUAACAGACAACAGUUUUCCAGGGUUUAAAUUUGUCAUAGAAUUUUUAGCCAAUUUAAAUAACCAUGAGUUAGUGUGGAAGUAUAUAGACUGGGCUUUAGAGAAAGAUGAAGAACUUGGUGUACAGAUAUUAACGGAAAGACCAGUUAACGAACCCCCAUCAGAAAGAUUACGACCAGACGCUGUGAUUGAUUAUUUACAUCGUUUUCCUCUGGCUGUUAUAAACUACCUAGAAUAUCUCGUCUUUCAAAAAAAAUUAGAGAAAGAGAAGUACCACACCCAUCUUGCUGUAUUAUAUUUAGAUAAAGUUUUAAAUUUAUUAAAGAACUCUUCUGUGCGGAAGGAAGAAAUAGAUAUGGCAAGAUCUAAAUUACGUCACAUGUUACAAAUAUCCAGUUUAUAUCGGGUUCAGCUAAUUCUGGGUAAAACCAAGGAAACUGAUAUGCAUGCUGAAUGUGCUAUUUUAUAUGGAAAGUUAGAAGAACAUGAUAAAGCUUUAAGAAUUUUAGUUCAUAAAUUAAAAGAUUAUGGAGCUGCCGAGAAUUAUUGUCUAGUCAACUCACAAGGGAGAGAACCAGCGUAUAGAAAACGUUUAUUUCAUAUUUUACUCAGUGUUUAUCUAGACUCUAGUUACGAACGUAAAGACACUCUGGUAGCUCCAGCUAUGUCUCUAUUAAAUAGUAAUGUAGCUGAUUUUGAUACAGUUAAAGUAUUACAACUGCUUCCCGACUCCUGGUCAGUGAGUUUAUUAUCCCAAUUUUUAACCCGAGCUAUGAGAAAGAGUAUGCAUACCAGUCGUAUGACACGAGUUGAGAGGAUGAUGGCAAGGGGAGAGAACUUGUCUAUAAAACAAGAAUGUAUUGAACUACAACAAGAACCUGUUAUAAUGACUGAAGAUAGGAACUGUGCAGUGUGUAAUAGACCUUAUAGUGAACCAACGUUUAUACGAUAUCCAAACGGUGUAGUGACUCACGUACAUUGUGCUAAAAAUAAAUAUAUCUGUCCAGUGACAGGCAAGUUGUUCAGGACCCAGAAAUCUAAUCCAAGUUGA